AUGGACAACAGACCUGCCUCGGAGUACGCGCAGUCAGGUUCGCACUUUCCAUAUCCACCGUCUGCCGCGACGCAUUCUGAACUCUCAGCUGCAGACCAAGCUUCUGCUGCUGCCACUGCUCAAUACACUCCUCAACCUGAGGUUCGCCCCAACCCUCAGUACACUCCUCAGCCUGAGGUGCGCCCCGCCGCCAACAUUUCGUCCUCCAACACGCCGCAGUCAGACUACGGUCUGAACGCUCCUCCCGCCGCGCGCUCUCCAGCUUAUCCGGAGUACCUCGCCCGCCCGCACCAGUACCACCACGCCCCCAACACUCAAGCCGGCGGCGCGGCAGGUAUGGCUCAAGCAACAAGUCCGUCCAUCACCACCCUCCAUGAUGGGCAGCACCAUGACCAUCGCAAUCAUCACACGAACGUGAAGUCUGACGCGGACGUUCCUAUAGAUCCCUCAAUCGCGGCCUCCAGCCCCACCUAUCCUCCUCCCUACUCGCCCUACCAGCCUCAGGGCCAUGACAUGGCUCAAUACCAAGGUCACCCCCCUCCGCCGCCACCUCAGAUGUACACGCGUCCGGAAUGGUCGCAUGGGUAUGGACAACACCAACAUGGUCUGCCUGGACCCUAUACCACUCCUGCCACAACGGUUGGUCCCGCCUCCCCUGCUGCGACCGCAGGGCCGCGCCCUGGCCAGGUCUACUCGUUCGUCCCAAUUCCCGGUGCGCAACAGCACAAGAGACCGCGUCGCCGGUACGAGGAAAUUGAGCGUAUGUACAAGUGCGGGUGGAAUGGCUGUGAGAAGGCCUACGGUACUCUCAACCAUCUGAACGCCCACGUGACGAUGCAGUCUCAUGGAAACAAGCGCACUCCCGAAGAAUUCAAGGAAAUCCGCAAGGAGUGGAAGGCUCGGAAGAAGGAGGAAGAAGCUCAGCGCAAGGCCGCUGAGGAGCGUGAGCGCGCCGCUGCCGCUCAGGCUGCCCAAGCCAACCAGGUCGACGCCCCCAACCCUGCGGAUCCCCAGGGUGGUCAACCUCCCACCUACCCCGGUGGUGUCCGGCCUCAGCUGCCUCCGAUUGGAUACCAACCUGCCGACGGCCAGGUGCCCGGUCAGUACGGUGCCCCUGGCGGUGGCAUGGUCUAUCAAAGCAACGGCCAAAUGGCCUACCCUCCCAACUACCCUCACUCUCCUUACGGGCAGAGCGGCCAAGUGUAUCAGCAACGUAAGUAG
This is a messenger RNA of Aspergillus affinis, 1221 nucleotides long. RefSeq names its product putative C2H2 transcription factor (Con7). The transcript has 3 exons. The coding region runs from base 1 to 1221 and encodes 406 amino acids. The record is from RefSeq and is a predicted model, not a curated record. NCBI's taxonomy places the organism in Eukaryota, Fungi, Ascomycota, Eurotiomycetes, Eurotiales, Aspergillaceae. Gene Ontology annotation, biological process: regulation of DNA-templated transcription.